Messenger RNA from Cyphellophora europaea CBS 101466, 552 nucleotides. RefSeq lists its product as uncharacterized. Gene Ontology annotation, biological process: cell motility; actin filament severing; actin filament depolymerization. Lineage: Eukaryota; Fungi; Ascomycota; Eurotiomycetes; Chaetothyriales; Cyphellophoraceae. The coding region runs from base 1 to 552 and encodes 183 amino acids. Gene Ontology annotation, cellular component: cytoplasm; actin cytoskeleton; actin cortical patch. Gene Ontology annotation, molecular function: actin filament binding. The transcript has 3 exons. The record is from RefSeq and is a predicted model, not a curated record.
AUGCAGGCUGUGCUCAGUGCUAAUCUAAAACUAGCCUGUCUCCGGGUGAGCCCAACCGCCAUUCUCAACGGCUUUCGAGCCGCCGCUAACUCUCUAUACAGGCUCUCAGUCAACCCUGACUGCGUCUCUGCGUUCAACGACCUCAAGCUCAAGGCCGGCCGUGGCGGUCCUAAGUACAUAAUCUACAAGAUUUCUGACGACCAGAAAGAGAUCGUUGUCGACGAGAUUGGCUCCGAGACCGACUACGAUACCUUCCGUGAGAAGUUGAUCAGCAAGAAAGAGAGCUCUGGCAAGGAUCGUCCAUCAUAUGCCAUCUACGAUGUCGAAUUCGAGCUUGAGGGCGGCGAAGGCAAGAGAUCCAAGAUUGCCUUCAUUACCUAUAUCAACCAGGAUGCCACCGGUGUAAAGUCCCGCAUGGUGUACGCCAGCUCCCGUGAAACCCUCAAGAACGCCCUCAACGGUAUCGCCAUGAACUGGCAGGCCAAUGACCCGGGUGAGCUCGAAUGGGCUGACCUCCUCAAGGAGGCCAGCAAGGGCAAAGGCACUGUUUGA